Molecule: messenger RNA, 717 nt
Organism: Spinacia oleracea (spinach)
Lineage: Eukaryota; Viridiplantae; Streptophyta; Magnoliopsida; Caryophyllales; Amaranthaceae
Exons: 3
Coding region: 1-717 (238 amino acids)
Source: RefSeq, a predicted model, not a curated record
AUGGCUCGAUAUGCCAGGGCUCCGAUUUUGGGAGAGGACCCCUUGGCUCACGUGGGAUCCUUGGUGGGCCCCGAGGCUGCUCGGGAGAAUCUGCUUCGUGCUAACCCGCAGUGGAGGGUUCCUGGGGCCGAAGAGAGGAAUCCGGCUAUGAUGGCCCAGUACUAUCUGAACGAGGCUGUUUUCUGGUCUUCGUUCGCUUCCGAGUGUAGCUCGGUUGAGGAGAAACAACUGAGGAAAUAUCGUGAGGCUUAUGCUCGUGAUAUUCCCAUUUUGGACCAGAAGGCUGGGCAACUCCUCUCCGAGCUUACGGAACUCAAGCAGCUGUACCUUCACUAUAGUCGCGAGGCUAGAGAGUCUGCUGAGAAGAUCGGGACCGAGGUUGGCCAGCUCAUCUUCCGAGUUGAAGAGGAUGCUGAGAAGAUCGCUUCCUUUGCUGAGGAAAAGAAGGAUAUGGCCGCUAAGUUCGCUAGCGAACUUGAGGAAAAAGAUAGACUCUUCCAGGAGAUGAAGUCUAAAUUUGAAGCGGCCGACAAGGAGCAUAAAGAGGCGGAGUUAAGGCUCCACCAUUUUGUCCAGCAUCGGGAGCUGAUCCAGCAGCAAGCUGAUAAGGUGCCUGUCCUUCGGCUGAAGCUUCGGGAAAAGGAUGACUAUGUUCGGAAGUUGGAGCAGGAGCGAGUCAACCUCUACACUGCUGAUCAGUCUAGGCUCGGAACGUAA